GUCAUACCUGUGUUUGGAUUACCUCACUUGUUUGUUUCAACUCUGAUCCAUUUCCUUGUCAAUAAACCCUGAGAUUGAUUCCAUCCCUCUGCCUAUGUGAGUUAGCAUUCUGACAGAAGAUCAGACCACCUAAAUGGACUCGGUGGGUAUUCCACCAACACAGACGAGCACAGUCACCAAGGCCAUGGAGCUGAAGUAUUCCGACCUCGAAUAUUCAACUAAGUUUUAUGAACUCACUGCUACAACCCCCAAUCGGACUCAUACCUCAGAAAAAUUUAUGGAAUGGGACUAAACUUUCACAGACCUACAACUCUUCCGGAGGAGGGGAAUCUUUCCUUUGCGAAUUAUAUCUAAGCCACGCUGGCCGUAGGUCGUUCCCCAGUUGCUGCCAGUGCUCACGACCAUGGAGGUCGUUCCACAGUCUCUGCCUGUGCUCUCGACAAUGGAGGUCAGUUCUCAGAAACUAACGACCAUGGAGGUCAUUCCCCAGUCCCUGCCAGUGCCCACGACCAUGGAGGUCAUUCCCCAGUCGCUGCCAGUGCCCACGACCAUGGAGGUCAUUCCCCAGUCGCUGCCAGUGCCCACGACCAUGGAGGUCAUUCCCCAGUCGCUGCCAGUGCUCACAACCACGGAGGACAUUCCCCAGUCGCUGUCAGUGCUCAUGACCACGGAGGUCAUUCCCCAGUCGCUGCCAGUGCUCACAACCAUGGAGGUCAUUGCCCAGUCUCUGCCUGUGCUCUCGACAAUGGAGGUCAGUUCUCAGUCACUAACUCCUUGCUCCAAGCCUCACAUGGAUCCUUGCUUCAAGCUGCACAUGGCUCCAUCCCUCAAGCCGCCCAUGGCUCCGCCUUAUACGGCUCCACCCCUCAGGCAUCUCCUGGAUCCACCUUCCUUGGCUUCACCUGUUGAGCCUCUCCCGGUUCCGCCUGCUUCAUCGAACCUCCCUCGGCUCCACCAGCCUCCGCCCGCUCCAUCUCCGGACACAUCUCCAGCUUUGCCAUUGGGAUCUCAAGUCCCUACCCCUACUGUUACGCCUUUGGAACCGCUAAGGCUUCGCCCCCUAAGUUUCCACCUCCUGCGGCCAAACUGCCGGACCCGGUUCCCUUCCUAGAGCUGCCUCUCAGGCCUCCUGACCCUGCUCUGUGGCCACCUCCUGGCCCUGUUCCUGCUCUGUAGCCACCUCCCAGGCCUCCGGACCCUGUCCCUGCUCUGUGGCCACUUCCCAGGCCUCCUUACCCUGUCCCUGCUCUGUGGCCGCCUCCCAGACAUCCUGACCCUGUCCCUGCUCUGUGGCGGUCUCCCAGGCUUCUUGACCUUGUCCCUGCUCUGUGGCCGUCUCCCAGGCCUCCUGUCCAUGCUCUGUGGCCGUCUCCCAGGCCUCCUGUCCCUGCUCUGUGGCCGUCUCCCAGGCCUCCUGUCCCUGCUCAGUGACCGUCUUCCCAAGCCUCCUGACACUGUCCCUGCUCUGUGGCCGCCUCCCAGGCCUCCUGAUCCUGUCCCUGCUCUGUGGCCAUCUCCCAGGCCUCCUGAUCCUGUCCCUGCUGUAUGGACAUCUCCCAAGCCUCCUGAACCAGUUCUUGCCCAAUGGUCACCUCCAUGGUCUCCAGAUCAUCCACAGACUCCUCCCUGGCAACCGGAUUGUCCUCAUGGACCUCCCCUUUCAUCGGUGUCCUUCUGCCCUCCAUAUUUGGGCACCAGGAGUCGCCCUUUAGAGGGGCGGGGG
This is a messenger RNA of Xyrauchen texanus (razorback sucker), 1723 nucleotides long. RefSeq names its product proline-rich protein 36-like. The coding region runs from base 404 to 1111 and encodes 235 amino acids. The record is from RefSeq and is a predicted model, not a curated record. NCBI's taxonomy places the organism in Eukaryota, Metazoa, Chordata, Actinopteri, Cypriniformes, Catostomidae. The transcript has 2 exons.